AUGAGGAACAUGCCGCCGCCAUCGAAGAAACGCAAAAUCGCCGUGACAGUCCCCGAAAAGAUCGAGUUUGACUUUUCCGCGCGCGAAGAGUACCUCACAGGCUUCCAUAAGCGCAAACUUGCGCGGAUAAAGCAUGCACAAGAGGAGAAUGCUAAGAGGGAGAAGGAGGAGAAGCUGAGGUUUAGGCGCGAGCUCCGAGAACAGCGCAAAGUCGACCUAGAGAAGCACGUCGAAGAAGUAAACCGACUCGUCAAGCAAGCAAAUGGCGAUCUGGACGACAUCGUUACGGGCGAGACAUCCGCCGACGAUGACGACGACGACGAAGAAGAAUUCACAGGCUUCCAAGAACCAGAGCCCAUCAAUCAGGAAGACGAUGAGAGGCCUAAAAAGAAGAAGAAGAAGUUUAGGUAUGAGACCAAGACGGAGAGAAAGGCUGAGCGCAUGAAGCAAGGUUUGAAGAAGAGGAAGCAGAAGGAGGCCAGAACGAGCAAGUAG
Molecule: messenger RNA, 495 nt
Organism: Alternaria atra
Lineage: Eukaryota; Fungi; Ascomycota; Dothideomycetes; Pleosporales; Pleosporaceae
Exons: 3
Coding region: 1-495 (164 amino acids)
Cellular component (GO): nucleolus
Molecular function (GO): RNA binding
Source: RefSeq, a predicted model, not a curated record